Saccostrea echinata is the source of this 1236-nucleotide messenger RNA. RefSeq names its product actinia tenebrosa protease inhibitors-like. Lineage: Eukaryota; Metazoa; Mollusca; Bivalvia; Ostreida; Ostreidae. The coding region runs from base 28 to 1236 and encodes 402 amino acids. The transcript has 7 exons. The record is from RefSeq and is a predicted model, not a curated record. Gene Ontology annotation, molecular function: serine-type endopeptidase inhibitor activity.
AUUCUUUUGUUCGCACAAAUAUGGCCGAUGUCCUGUGUGAAUUCAAUUGAGCCUGAGGUGACCCUUUUCGGAGUAUGCCAAAUGGAAGAUGACAAGGGAAACUGUUCGGAUUUUUCUGUCAAAUGGUUUUACAAUUUCAAAUCUGGUCGAUGUAAUCGGUUCUGGUAUAGUGGUUGUGGUGGUAAUAAAAACCGCUUUGACGAUGAGGAUUCUUGCUUGAGUCGAUGUGGACAAAAUGGAACAAAAACAGUGUCAAACUCUGUCUGUGAACAGCCAAAGGUCAAGGGUCCAUGUAGAGCAUUUUUCAGAAGAUAUUAUUUUAAUGAAAAAGAUUGUACAGAGUUUGUAUACGGAGGAUGCGGUGGAAAUGAAAACAAUUUCGAAACUCAAGAACAGUGCGAGGUCACAUGUAAAAAUGACAUCAACAACACAAAAGAAGAGGAGCCUGAGGUGACCCUUUUCGGAGUAUGCCAAAUGGAAGAUGACAAGGGAAACUGUUCGGAUUUUUCUGUCAAAUGGUUUUACAAUUUCAAAUCUGGUCGAUGUAAUCGGUUCUGGUAUAGUGGUUGUGGUGGUAAUAAAAACCGCUUUGACGAUGAGGAUUCUUGCUUGAGUCGAUGUGGACAAAAUGGAACAAAAACAGUGUCAAACUCUGUCUGUGAACAGCCAAAGGUCAAGGGUCCAUGUAGAGCAUUUUUCAGAAGAUAUUAUUUUAAUGGAAAAGAUUGUACAGAGUUUGUAUACGGAGGAUGCGGUGGAAAUGAAAACAAUUUCGAAACUCAAGAACAGUGCGAGGUCACAUGUAAAAAUGACAUCAACAACACAAAAGAAGAGGCUUGUAAUCCUGGAUGGUAUGGUAAAGGAUGCAAAGAAAAAUGUGGACACUGUGAAGGUAAUGGGACGUGCCAUCAUGUUAACGGAUCCUGUCCUACGUUUUGUCAGCCUGGGUAUCAGCAGGGAAAAUGCAAAGAAAUUUGCAAUGAAGACUGGUAUGGCAGAGAAUGUAAAGAACGAUGCGGCUACCGUAGAGGUAACAACCCGUGUCAUCAAGUGACCGGAUCCUGUUUUGGAUUAUGUGAACCUGGGUAUCAUGGAGAUAAAUGUGAAGACAAUGUAUUUUCUAAACAUCUCGCAAAUCAGCUAAAAAUGAUUAAGUUGAUGAGAGAAUUACUUGCUUAUAGGAGACGCAGGGUUGAACUGAAAGCAAAUGGAGCAUCUCCAACUGACUUUAAAUAA